This is a messenger RNA of Exaiptasia diaphana, 3300 nucleotides long. RefSeq lists its product as uncharacterized. NCBI's taxonomy places the organism in Eukaryota, Metazoa, Cnidaria, Anthozoa, Actiniaria, Aiptasiidae. Bases 1 to 3300 code for a protein of 1099 amino acids. The record is from RefSeq and is a predicted model, not a curated record. The transcript is spliced from 3 exons.
AUGACGCAGGAGACAAUGAAGACAGUCGGUUACUUAAAGGAGCUGAACAGUCUGACAUUUAUCCGCCAACUUGCUACAAGGCUUCCAUCAUUCUACUGCAACAGGUGGAGGGAGAGCGCAAGAAAGAUCGAAGACCAGAAGAAGGAUUACACAUUCGACGACCUGGUCGAGUUUGUCCAGGGGCCACAUGGUGAGGGAAUGCAGAGGAAGGCAGCGAUGCAAAACAUGCAGCAGCGAUGUAAACCACACGCUACAGUUCUGCACGACGAAAGCAGCAACGCAUCUGUUGAGAAGAGUGGUGAACCACCAACCCAGGAAAGAGGUGAAUCAGCCAUAAGCAACUGUAUAAAGGCGAAACAGCCAAGCCGAAGAAACGCAGCCACCUAUUCUCUCAUCGUGCCGGUAUGGCUAAAGCAUCAAGACAAUCCCCAAAGGAAGAUUGAAGUCUACGCUAUCCUCGACGACCAGAGCGACGUCUGUUUUAUCACCGACAGGGUUCGAAAGGACCUUGGUUUAAAGGGCAAGGAAGUACAGCUUGAGCUGAGCACUAUGUGCAGCGUCGAAAUCAUCGACACUCUGAGAAUCGAUGGAAUGGAAGUUAUGCGGAACGAUGAGAAAGUCGAGAUCUCCCUUCCAAAAACGUACUCAAGAGAGGUGAUACCAGCCAAGAGAGAGCAAAUACCGACUCCAGAAGUCGCGUUACGCUGGAAGCAUCUUCAAAGAAUAGCUGACAAAAUUCAGCCCUACCGGGAAGACCUGCCUAUAGGAAUCCUGAUCGGCAAUAGCUGUGUCCGAGCAAUAAAGCCAAGAGACGUAAUCCCAGGCAAAUCCAACGACCCUUACGCCAUCAGAACGACCCUAGGGUGGGGAAUAAUAGGGCCAGCAAGCCCUGAAGGAACUCACGAAGGAAAGGUACUCGAGUCAGCAGCAUGCCAUCGGAUCACCUCCACGGAAAUAACUUCAAAGACGGCGCCCGCCAACAAGCUCGUGCAUGUCAAACAGCACAAGAAAGUGAUGAAACCUGAGGCGAUUAGAACAUUGCUCGAGCAAGACUUCAAAGAUGGACAGAUAAACACCAAACCCUUGUCGCAGGAAGAUCUACGAUUCUUAAGGACCAUGAAGGAGGGCAUUCAUCUCACUGAAGACCAGCACUACGAAAUGCCACUCCCACUACGUGAAGGAAACAUCGAUCUCCCAUUUAACCGCAAGCAGGUAGAGAACCGAUUGCAACAGCUAAGAAAGAGAUUGGAGAGAGACUCGAAGUACAAAGAAGACUACACUAAGUUCAUGGAAGACAUGAUUACAAAUGGAUAUGCUGAGAAAGCACCCCAAACUACCACUGCGAAAUGGUACAUUCCUCACCACGGCGUAUACAAUCCACGAAAGCCAGGGAAGAUAAGAGUGGUGUUUGACUGUUCAGCAGAGUUUAAUGGCCACUCAUUAAACAGCCACCUGAUGCAAGGACCCGACCUUACAAAUUCCUUAAUUGGUGUACUCUGCCGCUUCCGUCAAGAACGUACCGCUAUAGCCUGUGACAUAGAGGGGAUGUUCCACCAGGUGAGAGUGAACUCAGAACACCGAGACUUCCUACGCUUUCUAUGGUGGGAGAAGGGCGACACUUCUCAAGAACCACAAGAGUUUAGAAUGAGAGUUCACCUAUUUGGCGCAACGUCCUCCCCUGGAUGCGCAAACCUUGCAUUGAAGACCACAGCCGACGACAAUGAAGCUGAACUCGGACAGGAACCAUCGAACUUCCUACGCAAGAACUUUUACGUCGAUGACGGCCUCAAAUCUGUCAACUCAGAGGAUCAUGCCAUAAAGCUGAUUGAGACUACCAAGCAACUAUGUAAAAGAGGAGGUUUUCGGCUCCACAAGUUCACAUCUAACUCAAAGACAGUAAUUGAAACCAUAGCCGAAGAGGACCGUGCCAAGGGGAUAAAGAACAUUGACCUCGACAAACAACCUCUUCCCCUAGAACGUGUACUAGGAGUCGAGUGGUGCACAGAAAGCGACAACUUGAAGUUCAGAAUAACACUCAAAGACAAACCUCUGACAAGGCGGGGAGUGUUAGCGACAAUAAGCUCCAUCUACGAUCCCUUAGGGCUCGCUGCGCCCUUCCUUCUCAAAGGCAAGAGGAUACUUCAACGCUUGUGCAAAGAGAAUGUCGAGUGGGAUGAUCCGAUACCGCAAGACCUUAGGGCGCAGUGGGAGAAAUGGAGAGGUGAACUACAUCUCCUAGAAGAGCUGUCAGUUCCCCGCUGCUUCCUAACAGCGGACUUUGGUGAGCUAAAGAAUGUGGAACUUCAUCACUUCUCAGAUGCAUCAAAUGAAGGCUACGGACAGUGCUCGUACCUCCGCCUCGUAGACGAACACGAUAAGAUCAACUGCAGCCUCGUCAUGGGAAAGGCACGCGUUGCGCCACUAAAGCCAUUUACAAUCCCAAGACUAGAGUUGACGGCAGCCUUAGUCUCAGUUAAAACAAGUGAACUCUUGGCGCAAGAGCUUGAAUACCCGUCACCCGAAGAAACCUUCUGGACCGACAGUAUGGUCGUAAAGGCAUAUAUCCAGAACGACGCAAGACGCUUUCACACCAUCGUCGCUAACAGAGUGCAACAAAUACGAAACAGCACCGAUCCGAACCAAUGGAACUUACAAGAACUGGCUCAGGAACACGCAACAUUGGAACCGGACGACAAAGAAGUGAAAAGGGUAUACACCCUAACGACUGCAACAACCCCAACCCAAAAAUGGCCAACCCUAGCGGAAAGAAUCAGUAUCUUCUCGGACUGGUUCCAAGCAGUACGAGCCAUUGCCAACUGCCUUCGAUACUUGGCAAUCCUCCGAGACAAUGUUAAGCUAAAGAAAUCCACAGAGUCCUCAGAUCAGAACCCGCUCAACGCGAACAAGCCUAUGACGACAGAAGAGCUGAAGAAUGCAGAAGUCAAGAUUAUAAAGGAAGCUCAGAAGGUGGCCUUCACUGAAGAUGUAAGGACCCUAAGCUUUAACAAAGAAACAACGAAAUCCAGUCAGCUCCGUCGCCUUGACCCCUUCCUCGACCACGACGGCGUCCUACGGGUUGGAGGUAGGCUAAAACACUCGCCUAUGCCCGAAGAGAUCAAACAUCCCGCUAUCCUACCUCGCAAGGGUCAAGUAACAGAAAUGCUGCUGAGACACCUACACAACAAGAGCGACCACCAGGGAAGAGGCGUAACCGUCAACGAAGUCCGCUCGUCGGGAUUCUGGAUCAUUGGAUGCACCUCAGCCGUGAGUGAGCUCCUAAUCAAGUGUACCAUAUGCUGA